ACGUCCCGCGCGCGCCUCCGCCUCAGGGCCGGCGCGGACGCGCGCUUGCUCACUCGCUGGCUGCCUGGCCGGCCACUCGCUUGCUGGCCGCUCGCUUCCCGUGUCGGGAUCCUGCCGUGGGUCUGUCCGUCCGUCAGUCUGCCCGCCCUUCUGCCGGGGCGCGGCAGGGUCGGGGGAGGCCGAGGCCGGGCCAGGCCGGCCGGAGAUGGUGAUUUGCUGCGCCGCGGUGAACUGCUCUAACCGGCAGGGCAAGGGCGAGAAGCGGGCCGUGAGCUUCCACAGGUUCCCCCUGAAGGAUUCCAAGCGGCUGCUCCAGUGGCUGAAGGCGGUCCAGCGGGACAACUGGACGCCCACCAAGUACUCCUUCCUGUGCAGCGAGCACUUCACCAAGGACAGCUUCUCCAAGAGGCUGGAGGACCAGCACCGGCUGCUCAAGCCCACGGCUGUGCCGUCCAUCUUCCCCUGGCCGGACAAGAAGCCGAGCGGCCGCGGCCAUGGCCGGGGCCGCCGCAGGGAAGCCAGCCAGCCUGCCGGCGCUGUGAGCCAAGCCCCGGCGGACGAGGCCGGCGCGCGCUCCCCGCCGCCCUCCCCUGACGAAGAGCCGAUGGAGCGAGCGGCGAGCGGCCCCGCGGCGAGCUCUCCGGAGGGAGCCGCGGGGCGGACUGCGGAGCCCGAGGGCCGGCCCGACGAGCGCAGCGGCAUCUCGGCCGAGGACUUCAGCCCCCCCGGCUCGGGCGCCUGCAAGUUCAUCGGCUCCCUGCACUCGUACAGCUUCUCGUCCCGGCACACGCGCGAGCGGCCCUCGCUGCCGCGCGAGCCGCAGGACAGGAAGAGGCCCAAGAGGGACGGCGAGGCGGGCAGCAGCCGCAGCGGGGCCGGCCCGGGCCCCUCCCUGCCCGCCGCGCCGCAGGCGCCCCCCUGCGACGGGCCCCCGCAGCCAGCCGCCGAGGCCGCGCUGGGCCAGAAGGGCGCCCCGGACGCCAGCCCCAUGUCCAUCAACGAGGUGAUCAUGUCGGCGUCCGGCGCCUGCAAGCUCAUCGACUCGCUGCACUCGUACUGCUUCUCGUCGCGCCAGAGCAAGAGCCAGGUGUGCUGCCUGCGCGAGCAGGUCGAGAAGAAGAACGGCGAGCUGAAGCUGCUGCGCCAGAGGGUCAGCCGCUCGGACAGCCAGGUCAGGAAGCUGCGCGAGAAGCUCGAUGGCUUCCAGAGACUCGCUUUGCCCUACUUGAGUAGCCUCCUGGCCCCAGACUGCGAGACCCCGAAGAUGAGCCCCCUCAUCGAGCCCCUCUCCUGGAUGCUGGGCACCUGGCUCUCGGAGCCCCCCGGACACGGCGUCUACCCGAGCCUGCAGCCCUUUCACUACCUGGAGGAGGUGCACAUCAGCCACGUGGGCCAGCCGAUGCUGAACUUCUCGUUUAACGCCUUCCAUCCAGACACCAAGAAGCCAAUGCACAGGGAAUGUGGGUUCAUCCGUGUCAAGCCCGACUCCAACAAGGUGGCCUUUGUUAGCGCACAGAACACAGGGAUCGUGGAAGUGGAAGAAGGCGAGGUGAACGGGCAGGAGCUCUGCAUAGCGUCUCACUCCAUCGCCAGGAUGUCCUUCGCAGCGGAGCCCCGGGUGGAGCAGAUCAUGCGCACGUUCCGCCUCACCACCGACGGGAGGCUGGAGCAGACGGUCUCCAUGGCGACCUCCAGCCAGCCCAUGACGCAGCACCUGCACAUCACCUACAAGAGAGUGUCGCUGCCUCCGCCUUCGCCUUCGCCUUCGCCCUUGGAGGCCCCGCUCUGAGCGGGAGGGAGCGCCGCGGCGCAGAGGCGGCCCCCACCCAGAGAGGCCAGCCCUGCCACGGCCCAGAAACCAAAUAAAAGCCCUUUAUUUUUAA
Messenger RNA from Monodelphis domestica (gray short-tailed opossum), 1883 nucleotides. RefSeq names its product THAP domain containing 4 (gene THAP4). The record is from RefSeq and is a predicted model, not a curated record. NCBI's taxonomy places the organism in Eukaryota, Metazoa, Chordata, Mammalia, Didelphimorphia, Didelphidae.